AUGACGGUGAAUCGAUCGUGGGUGACGAUGGUGUUGAUGCUGGUGACUUCCGUGAUCGUGCUGGCUCACGCGAAGGAUGUGACGACACUGGAAUACGACGACCUUCUUCCGGCGAACGAGACCAACGCCCGGCAUCGCGUCGAUACAGAGUCCUCGAUCGGCGAUCAUCGUCAGGGUCGCAUGUCCCUUCAGGCCGAGCUACCAUCCUCGAAGGCGAAGCGGGAGCAAGCUCUUCGCAGCAUCCUCGCGGCGAGAAGGCGACAGAUCUUGAGUCAACGUCCGAUCGAAUCUCGGAAUCUGAACCGCACACCAAGACCAAUCGAGGUGUCCGCGAAAGACCCGCCGGACGUUCUCGAGGCUCAGGAGACCAGGCACGGUAUGUAUGUAACAGCACCGGCGAGCAACACCAAGGCGGACGAGGAAACACCGAGCGGUAUCGUCGUGCCGGAAUUGUCGAGCAAAAACGUGGACAUCGAGUUCGUGUCGAAGGACCAAGAGAAUAAACAGACGAUCGAGGAACAAACUUCAAGGAGAUCUAGCGGUGAGAAUCUCGAGGAUGAAACGUUUCACGACUCUUCCAAAGGCAAUGAUUCAAUUACCAACACGGAUUCUUCCUCGUCUCUACCUUCGACAACUUCCUCCACUCUCAAUGUAAACGGUCAAAAAUCGUCGGACUCGGACGUUCGUAAGAAGAACAUCGUCUCGAUGCCAGAUUCUCUGUACAACUAUUUCAGACCAGUCGAGAGUAACAUACCCGUGGAGGACAUGUCGCAGUUUCUGUAUUUCGGUCAGAAGAUCCAACCGGAGAUACAGAACACUACGGGGAAUAAUUCAGUGGAGUCGACAGUUCCGACAGUUCCAACUGCGUCUAGUUCUAGAAGAAGGUACUCGAUGAAAAGGUUCACGACGACGACGACGACGACGCCGGUCCCGGUGCCUAUGUUAGAGGAGAUCGUCAACGAGGAGAUGAAUAUCGCGGUGGAACGUCAGACGGUGGAGAAGAACAAGGUAUCGAAGAUCAAGAACGCUUACAGGAGUCCGGAGAAUGGCGUUUACUACAGGAAGAGCCGGCCAACGGACUCGACGAUCACCUCGAACGUUAUUGCGUCGAAGGAGACGGGCGGAAAUUGCACGGCGGAGUCGGAGGCUAGAAUAGAGUCUAGCGGCGAUAAGUUUCGCGACGAUAACCCGUCCGCUCACGCUGACACGCUGGACCAGCAGCUGCGGCAUGGGAGAGGAAGUGCUGCUGCCCACGUGCUCGCUGAAACGAGGAAUGCGACCAACUCGACCCAGAUACCGUACCAGCAGCCCGUUUCCGCGAACAUGUACGAACGUACCAGGACUGAAAGUGAAAUUGGCUUCAAAGAUCGUCCGGCCGAUGCCUCGAACGAGUCGAAAAGCGUCACGACCACGAUGAACGGCGUGGAACAGUCGAAGGUAUCGAAGAACACCGUACGAAGAAGAAAGAACGACAAUUCAUCGGUAAUCGUCGAUUUCGGGAUCGUGUCUACCUUCGAGGAGGAGAAUCCUUCGGAAUUAACGGAGAUGGAGAUGUACGGAGAUCAUUCGGAGAAGAAGAUCAGAAGAAUAGAUCUGUACAGUAUAAACGACGAACUUUCGAAGAAAACAGAGGCGCAGUCGGAUCAACCACGCACCACGAAUUCUCGCGAGAGUAACAACAUAGAAACUUCAACGUCGAGGGACAAGAUCGGUGGUCGAUCGACGACAGAACCGUUUCGUAUAGUUUGGACGUCACCGGAGACGUCCACCCUGCGGAUCAUCGUGACAGAGGGAGGCUUGGAGGAGAGUUUCGCGAUUGGCGCGGAUGCCGCGGAGAAGUAUACCGUUAAACCGGUCGAUUCCACGGAGGAACGAGUUCGCGGCGGCAGCAGCAGCAGCAGCAGCGUUGCUUCCGGCGAUGUUCCCACUCCUUGGUCGGUUGCAUCGAGCGCGUUCACGAUCGAGCCAGGAGCGGUGGUGGCUCGGCCCAAGUCACCGAGACACCAGAAGCAACGUGCAGAUGGGAAGAACAGGGUGGCAGAGCACGUAGAGGGGAAUCAGGAUUCGCAUCGACAUCGUCAGCAGAAGCAACACCACCAGCACCACCAGCAUCAGGAACAACAGCAGCAGCACGUGUACGCUUACACGAUAACGAACGUGACGCGGCUAUUGCGCAACUACACCGGACCUGGGUUAAGCAGAGAGGAACAAGGAGGUCCAGAGCGAAGCACCGGUACGACCGAGAUAACGACCGGAUCAGCGCAGCGGCGUCAGCCACCGCCGCCGUCUCUUCUGCUUCCUCGUGCCGGUAGUGGUAUAGAGGCUGGUAGAGCGCCGGCGGAACUCAGUGCCGGCACGGCCGUUGAAGCAGUCGCAGCCGGUGGAGCGUCCGCUGCUGCUCACCUGGUGGGGGAACGCCAGAGGAAAGUGGUCACAGCCACGACGCCGCAGUCGCAGCAACAGCGUGCGGUCAACAGAACGUCGCCGCUGCAGCUGACCAGCGUAAACAAGAGCGGUGCGAGGUCAGCGAAACUGCCGACGGAAGUGAACAGCCGGGGUGCCGUUCGAUGGAAUCACACUAAGUCUAGGAGCACGGACCUCGAAGGAUUCAACGACAGACGGUUGCUGAGGAAGUCGGCUAGCGCGGUGUUGAAUCAACGAAUAGGGGGAAACGUAGACGAGGAGGCUGGUGGUUCGUCGGUGAUCGGGAAACGAAGGAGAUUGACAAAUGGCCAAAGUGGAUUUUUCAAUAGGAGGGUGAAAGGGACGAAAAUAAUCGAAGAGGGUUCGAGUGUGCUUAACGGUUCCGUGUUGAUCAACGAUAAGAGGAAUUUAACCGACGAGAAGAAUGUAGAUGAUGCGGCGGAGGGACGAGGAUUUAGGGAAACCGCGCCGCGAGUUGAUGUGAACAGAUCGUUAGAGGGUAGCAUUUUGGAGAACAUGACGGCGGAAAGUGUGACGAUGCAGCAGAGAAUUGUGCCGACUACGAUUGUUCCUUUUCCACCUUCCGCGGAGGAGACGAUCGAGACUACCACCGGUCAGCAAGCACCUGUGAAUACCACCGACGAGGACGGUGGUAAUUUGACGGAAAUGGUGACUUCUCCUAGCGGUAGGUUCGCGGAGACCGAUACCAAAGACCAAAGUAUCGCGUUCGGAAGUGAAAACGAGAGUGUACCGGUGAGCGAGAGCAGCAACGCGUUCGAUGGGAAUGGCGCGGAUAAUGGUACCGAGAACGGAAGCGGUUCGCCGACCGUGACAGUGACCGCGACGACGGUCGACGAAACGAUCGUGCCCAAAGAAACGACCACCACGCCGAUCCCACCGCCUGUUUUUCCGGUUACACCCAGAAUGAUCACGGAAGCGGUUCGAGCACCGAUCGACAAGGAGACUUUCACCUUAAAACCAACGGACUCUGUGAACCAGAUGACGGAUAUCAAAACGAUCGACGCGAACAAGCCGUUAGACAUGGCCAACUUGGAUCCUUCUGAAAUUCAAAAGAUGUACAGAUCCAAGGACUCGACUACGACCACCAUCGGCACAACUACUUCCUCUACGACAACGGAACCACCGACCACGAUAUCCAUGACCACCGUGCAAAUUGAGAUUUCGACGAUACCGCAAGACCAAAGUACAACAUCCGACACCAAGGGAGGCAGAUCGGAGACGUUCACCAUUCCCCCGAUAGCAGACCCACGAAAACGUGUAUCGAGCGAAAGAUCGCCGGAAGUAAGGGGACGAAACCUGUCGGACAAACCUCAAGAUUCGUCGAGCGACAAAGACGACGACGUGUUGCCCAUCAUGCAUCUGUACAACACCUCUGACAUAUUUAACGGCAGCGGUCCGAUGAACUCGUUCUCCCGCGGCAUGGAACGACGGAUGGAGCUUCCGGUGAAGCAGCCAGAGACUUCGAGAACGACCGAGAAAGCUAACGACACGGCCACCACCGCGAAGAGUAGCCCUACGAACGAAUCGAAUUUCACUCGUGUUCCUGAAACGACGCGGAAGGACAAGCACGAGGAGAAUCGCGAGACGACCACUCAGGUUCCACCGACUGGACCUGGCAGAGGAUAUACGAACGGAAGUGGGAACAAUCGGACGAGGCACAGGCCGAUCUAUCAUCCAGCUAUCCUGCCGGAAUACAACAGCUCAGUGUAUCCCAACGAAUUGAACAGGACGUUGUUCGAGACUGGACUGAUAUCGGUCAGUCCUAGGGAGUCGGUGAAUAUCAGUGAAGUGAUAUCGAAGAGACACGACGGCGACGCCAUCGCGUCACAGGAGACCGUUGCCGUGGUCAGCUACAUCCUGGCGACGCUGGUCGUCUUCCCGAUCGCCGUCGGCGUUGGUCUAAUUCUCAGAAGACUGAUACUUAGGAAUCGUAAGGUGCUCGAGGAAUCGGACACAUCGUCGGAAAUCAGCUGCCGGAAGGACGCGUUGAACCUGGAGAAUGGCGACUUCAAGACGUCCAUCGAGAAGGCGAUCACGAAGCUACCGCGGAUACAACACUUGUGUCACGAAGCGGAGAAACCGCCGCCUCCGUCGUCGCAAGAAUCCAGAUGGGAGUUUCCUAGAGAUAAGCUUAGGUUACAGACGGUCCUCGGCCAAGGAAACUUCGGCCAGGUGUGGAAGGCUGAAGCCGACGAUUUAACUGGUCAUCAGGGGACGACACGGUUGGUCGCCGUUAAAACCGUCAAAGAAGGUGCUUCCGAGCGAGAAAAGGAGGAUCUAGUUCGAGAACUGGAAAUUAUGCAGCAACUUGGCAGUCAUCCAAACGUCGUUACUCUUCUGGGUUGCUGUACAGAGCAAGAGCCUCAUUAUCUUAUACUCGAGUACGUGAUGUACGGGAAAUUGUUGGCGUAUCUGCGCGAUCACCGCACCAGGCAGGAUUUCUACAAUUUCAGCGAGGACUCUGCUGCGCUCACAUCCAGGGAUCUCACUGUUUUCGGAUACUGCGUGGCGAGAGGAAUGGAGUAUCUUGCGUCGAAAAAGAUCAUCCACCGCGAUCUCGCCGCGAGGAACGUGCUGGUGGACCACAACAAGCUGUGCAAGAUCGCCGACUUCGGCAUGUCCAGAUUCGCGAACGAAGACGGGGAGGUGAUCGAGACCAGACACGGGAGAAAUGCUCUGCCGAUCAGGUGGAUGGCGCCUGAGUCGUUGUUGUAUUCGCUGUUCACAACAAAGACGGAUGUAUGGAGCUUUGGGAUCUUGAUGUGGGAGAUCGUCACUCUAGGUUCGACACCGUACCCGGACAUGACGGCACGGGAAGUGAUGCGUAACGUGCAGAACGGUUAUCGACUGGAGAGGCCUUCGCACUGUCGAAGCGAGCUGUUCAGGGUGAUAUCCCGAUGUUGGCACGCCGAUCCAGACCGCAGGCCGGAAUUUCAGACGCUCAGGAGGGAUCUUGCUCAGCUGCUCGAGGACAACAUGAACGGGCAUUACGUCGAUCUCGAGAGUUUCGCCUCCGAGUGCACCGAUUGAACGCCGAUCAAAGGAGAUCCAUUUUUGGGAAUCGUUUCUCUGAAUCGUUUACGAGCUCCUCCCUCCCAUCUUCGACCUAACGAGCACGAUCGAACGUACCGAGACGGAUGAUGAUUUAUAAUUUCAACGAGAUCGCUCUUCGGUGUCCAGCGAGAGGAACGAUCGACUGUCCAACGAGACAAACUUUUCUUUUCUUU
This is a messenger RNA of Habropoda laboriosa, 5672 nucleotides long. Its product is annotated as serine-rich adhesin for platelets-like. Gene Ontology annotation, molecular function: transmembrane receptor protein tyrosine kinase activity; ATP binding. The coding region runs from base 1 to 5475 and encodes 1824 amino acids. Gene Ontology annotation, cellular component: signaling receptor complex. The transcript has 8 exons. NCBI's taxonomy places the organism in Eukaryota, Metazoa, Arthropoda, Insecta, Hymenoptera, Apidae. Gene Ontology annotation, biological process: multicellular organism development; cell surface receptor protein tyrosine kinase signaling pathway; positive regulation of kinase activity. The record is from RefSeq and is a predicted model, not a curated record.